AUGGAGGUCGCAAACGGAGCUGCGCAGGCCGCGGCCGCGGCGUCCUCGUCGGCCAACACCAACGGCGAUGCCGCCGCCGCCCCUUCGAACCCGGACGAGUUCAAGCUCAAGUUCUGCACCGUCUGCGCGAGCAACCAGAACAGAUCAAUGGUCUCCCACCUCCGCCUCGCAAACGCAAACUACCCCGUCAUCUCCUUCGGCACCGGCUCCCUCGUCCGCCUCCCGGGCCCCUCCAUCACCCAGCCCAACGUCUACCACUUCAACAAGACCUCGUACGACUCCAUCUUCAAGGAGCUCGAGUCGAAAGACCCCCGCCUCUACCGCCUCAACGGCGUCCUCGGCAUGGUCGACCGCAACCGCCACGUCAAGUGGGGCCCCGAGCGCUGGCAGGACUGGCAGGUCGGCAUGCCGCGCCUCCAGCACGCCGACGACCGCGGCAGCGUCGGCGUCGAGGGCGGCGUCGUCGACGUCGUCGUCACCUGCGAGGAGCGCUGCUGGGACGCCGUCGUCGACGACCUCAUGAGCCGCGGCAGCCCCCUCAACAGGCCCGUCCACGUCAUCAACGUCGACAUCAAGGACAACCACGAGGAGGCCAGCGUCGGCGGCCGCGCCAUCCUCGACCUCGCCAACAGCCUCAACGAGGCCGCCAAGAAGGAGCGCGAGGCCGUCGGCGCAGAGGUCUUCGACGCCGGGAGCGCCUCCGCCAGGGCCAGCUUCGACGAGAAGGUCCCCGAGAUCCUCGCCGAGUGGCAGGACCGCUGGCCGCACCUGCCCGCCGUGUGGACGCUGGCCUGGUUUUGA
Messenger RNA from Colletotrichum karsti, 801 nucleotides. RefSeq lists its product as uncharacterized. Lineage: Eukaryota; Fungi; Ascomycota; Sordariomycetes; Glomerellales; Glomerellaceae. The transcript has 2 exons. Gene Ontology annotation, cellular component: nucleus; mRNA cleavage and polyadenylation specificity factor complex. Gene Ontology annotation, molecular function: RNA polymerase II CTD heptapeptide repeat phosphatase activity. Gene Ontology annotation, biological process: termination of RNA polymerase II transcription. The record is from RefSeq and is a predicted model, not a curated record. Bases 1 to 801 code for a protein of 266 amino acids.